Messenger RNA from Doryrhamphus excisus (bluestripe pipefish), 2842 nucleotides. RefSeq names its product MDM4 regulator of p53 (gene mdm4). Gene Ontology annotation, biological process: protein ubiquitination; negative regulation of apoptotic process; regulation of cell cycle. The record is from RefSeq and is a predicted model, not a curated record. Gene Ontology annotation, molecular function: ubiquitin-protein transferase activity. Gene Ontology annotation, cellular component: nucleus. NCBI's taxonomy places the organism in Eukaryota, Metazoa, Chordata, Actinopteri, Syngnathiformes, Syngnathidae.
CCGGAAGUUUCGUUUUUGAACGUAGUGUCAGUUAGGCUAACCGAGUACCUUACAUUUAGCUGGCGUAGAAAUAAACCUCCUCAGUUUAACCUCAGAUAUGUUUCGAAAAAACCCUCAACAAAGCAACAAUGCAUACGGAGCGAGUUAAUGGAUCCGAAGUUGCUUCCGCAUCUCAGCGUUUAGUAUGAGCUCAUUAUCAGCCCAAACAUCUGCCUCGGGCUCAUCAUGCAGGGCAGGAGGGCCUGGAGAUGGGAAUCAGGUCCAACCCAAAGCCCCACUUUUACAACUAUUGCGUAUUGCUGGAGCCCAGGAGGAUGUCUUCACACUCAAAGAGGUGAUGCACUACCUGGGUGAAUACAUCAAUGGCAAGCAGCUCUAUGACAAGCAGAGGCAGCACAUUGUCCACUGCCAGGAUGACCCACUAGGAGAGCUGCUGGAAGUGGACAGUUUCUCUGUGAAAAACCCAAGCCCAGUGUAUGAGAUGCUGAAGAAAUACGUCAUAGUACUUGGUAGUGCUGACGCUGCAGAGAAUCUUUCUGUGGGCCGUGAGUGUGUAGAGGGCGGAGUGGAGGAUCGUGGUCAGAUGUGUGGGGGUGCGAUCAAAGCAGGACUAGAGGCUACCAGUGACGGGCCUCCCCUGCAGACUUCCUCCCAAAGAAGACCUCGAGAACCGGAUGAAGACUCACUUGAAGGUUUGCCGCGUUCAGCCUGCAAACGACCCAAAUUAGAUGUCACUCUUGAUGAGUGGGACCUGUCUGGCUUGCCCUGGUGGUUUCUGGGUAAUCUCCGCAGUAACUACAACCGCAGGAGCAAUGGCUCCACUGAUAUUCACACCAACCAAAUGUCUCCCGUGCAGGAGGAGGACACGGCUAUCGUGUCGGACACCACCGACGACCUGUGGUUCUUGACGGAGGGCGGGAGUGAGCAGGUGAGCGUGGAGAUGAAGGAGGCUGCGCUGGAGGAGGGAAGCGCGGGAGAAGGAGAGACACUUCCCGAAGAAGAGGAUGGAGGCGGAAAGGAGGAGAAGGCGGAUCUCGAGAUGCAGGAGGAGCCUGAUGAAGACUCCCAGUGCCUCAGUGAUGACACGGAUACGGAGAUCUCCACGCAGGAUGCAUGGCAGUGCAGCGAGUGCAGGAAGUACAACUCCCCUCUCCAGAGGUACUGUGUUCGCUGCUGGGCCCUCCGCAGGAACUGGUACAAAGACGUGCCCCGACUGGCCCACUCCCUUUCCGUUCCCGACAUCCCAGCCUGCAGUGCUCUCGCCCGCCACGACGAGGAAGACGACAGCGACACCGGCAUCGACAUCCCAGAUUGCAUAAGGACGGUUUCGGACCCCGUCAUCUUGCCGUCCCACUCCACGCCCGAUCGGCCGCUGCCCACCAUGAUUUCGUGCAAAGGGAAGGGACCUCGGCGCCCCGUCGGCUACAAGAACGAGCCGCUCUCCGGCGAGGAAGGCCAGGAGGCUCUGGGCAUGGAGGUGGAAGUCAGGCCGGAGGCACUGCUGGAGCCGUGCAAGCUGUGCAGAGUUCGACCCCGUAAUGGAAAUAUCAUCCACGGACGCACGGCUCACCUUCUCACCUGCUUCCCGUGCGCCAGGAGGCUCCAUAAAUUCCAGGCUCCUUGCCCAGGAUGUGGGAAAAUAAUCCAGAAAGUUAUAAAGAUAUUCAUCCUCUAACCUAACAUGAAAAUAGCAUGCACAUACAACAGCGCAUUCAUUUGCAUGCUGUGUGUGUGUGCGUGUGUGCACACACACCACCUCACCAUGUCAAUUCAGCACUUUGCUCUUGGUUGCACGCUUCAGCAUCGCAGCCUCUCUGAAGGACACUUUUGUCUUUGUCCGCAUUCCCAUGAUGGAUCAGUAGGAACAGAAGUAUAUAUUUAUUUAUAAGAGCUGGAGGUGCUUCGUAACGACGUGAAGGCUUCUUGAUUGGUGCCAUGUGGAAAAGGGGUGUUUGUCUUUGAUUGAAGGGCGUUUUGCCAGGAUGAGGAUUUGAAUUUUUUUUUGUUUUUAUUUUGUGGCUCUGAGAUACAAUUUGAAGACCAGAUUGAAGAGAAAAGCACAGCGCUCUUAUUUCCCAUGAUAUCUUCGUGGACGUCAGUGUCCUCAUGAUGUCACUUCCUCUGUGAUCUCAGCCUCUGCAGUAUUUCAUGUUUUUGUGUGAAUUGUCACAAAAUGACGGUGCAACAUGGUUUGCCAUAUUCUGGCAAACAAUCCCUGAUUAUGUUGUAUUUAAUUUAUUUAUGAGAUUAAAUCGGUAAGGGCCGUCUAUAACGAAUCGGAAAACUGCACUUGCUCUGUUAAAGAGCUGUCAAAGUCAAAUCAGUCCAAUGAAAAUAAUCUUAUUUAAUUGAAUUGUAGCAUGUAAAAUCAGUUUAGUACUUGGAGGGAGUUUGGUGGGGGUUGGUUUGACUGUUUUCACUGCCGUGUUGGGAUUUUUGUGCAUUUUAUUUCCAUGCUUGCGUGUUAUUUUGAACAUUCUAGGAGCUAAUCUUCCAUUACCUUUUGAGUGAUGAUGUUGAGCGUUCGCCAUGACUCCGUGAGCUGUAUAGGUGUCACUAGGCUUCUGUGAAGUUGGAGUUUGAAUUUUUGGGCUUUUUUUUUUUUACUCGCGCUUAAUUUCACCGCCACCAGGGGGCGAGAAGUCCCAGUGUCGUGUGUUGUGUUGACGAGGCUGUACAUUAGCACUAACAACAACAACAGCAGCAUGCAUGCAAUCUGUAAGGACUGUACGACCAGCAAAUGACCUGACGGGAGAGCGACAUGUUGGCCGUACUCGUAUGCUUAUCUGUAUAACAUCAAUGUGGCUUGUUUAUGGCAAAUAAAUAUAUGACAUUAACACAA